AUGGAUCGCUGGAGUCACAUUGAUGUCACUUCAUCACGCCGACCUCUGUUGCCUGCAGAUGAACCUGUUCUCUAUGUGCAAGAUGGCGUCGGCCUGUACAAUGGCCGGCACAAGCUUGUGGAUUACCAAGAUGGCGUGCUCUACAUUACUGGCAAACGACUUUGCUAUGUAGAUAGCGAGAAGCCUGCUUUACGGUCUAUUGCCGUUUCCUUGGCAGAAAUUGAUCGGCUUGGCUUCUACGUUGGCUUUCUCAAAUCAUCCUCCAAGAUUACGCUUUCUUUUGUUCCUGAAGGUGCGCAAGCUGGAGCGACGCGUUCUAGCCGAUCAGGUUCCAUAGGCGCAAGUCAUUCGCUUGUUCCGACUACUGCAGAUUUCGUCUGUCCAGUGUGCACUUUCACAAACACACUCGAUGGCAACUACAAGCCUGGCGACACGUUGCCCGCGUGCAAUAACUGUGGUAUGCCACCGGGUAAACGUACACGCGUGACGUUUGCAACGGCACAGGGCCAGGCGCAUACACAUCUUCCCAGGUUGCCAACGCGUCGACCGUCUUCAGCGACUCCGACAUCCCAGGUACAGUCAUCGCCAAGUCUCUCCAUAAUCUCGUCAUCCUCAUUACCACUCGACGGUGACAUCUCCACACAGCCAUCACAAAGACAAAUCGACCGCUCCAUGCCAACGUUCCCCUGCCCACGCUGCACAUUCGGCAACCACCCAGCCAUCACCACCUGCGAACUCUGCGGCGCUCCCCUGCUCUCGCGUAACCUCCCACCCAUGCUCGCAGCGGCCACCCACCUCGAUGAUCGUGCACGCGUCUCAAACGCAACGCAAGUCCAUCGAGAUCCACUCCGUGUCAACGCCUUUGCUUCUGCAGCUGCAGCAAAAGCUUCUGCAUCUUCCUCACAUAUCGCUUCGGCACUUGCUCAGGAUCGAGCAUCGUGUAAGCUGGCAUUCAGACGAGGCGGUGAAAAGGCCUUCCUGGAACGUCUCCGACUCGCUGUAGCUGCUCGAGUAUGGGAGACGACGGAUGCAGUCACGAGUCCAUUGUUGGCGGAUAGAACGGGUUCUUCUCAUUCGUCACGGAGUAUGACGCCCCUUGGUGAACCGAAUGUGUCGAGUCAGCGACGAAUCGGUGCUGGUAUCAGUGGUUUGCAAACGCGUGAAGAAUCGCUGCGUGUGAAGGAUGCAACGACGCUAUCGACGGCAUUUGAGGAUUUAGAUGCGUUACGUGUCAAGGCCACAGAAGUGAUUGCUUUGGCUGAAUCACUCGCAAAACGUGUGGCUGCGAGUCAAUCUGUACAGAAUGGUACAGACUUGCACGGGACCUCCAUAUCGAUGGCAGAACCGGCCAGUUUAUUGAGACUGACAGGACCUGUCGUCACGAAAGAGACGGCUGGAAAGGGUUCUGUGUUCCAUGCAGAGCUAGCACGACAAAUUUCAGACUUAUUGGAAGCAGGUGCACUCAAAGCAACAGGUGGUGCAUUGACCCUUGCUGAUCUGUAUGCAUUGUACAAUCGAGCACGCAAGGGCAAUUUGAUCUCACCGGCUGAUUUGAUGGCUGCGUGCAGGUUAUUCGAUACACUCAAGUUGCCUGUCAAGUUGCGAAAAUUCAGGUCCGGCGUGACGGUUGUGCAGGAUCGUUCAAGGACGGAAGAAUCUGUUGAGAAGUCCGUUGUCAGAUGGUUGGUGAGUCGGACACUCGGUGCUUCAGCGAUGGAUGCAGCUGCUCAAUUUGGAUGGAGUGUGGGUGUUGCCACUGAAGAACUCGAAACGGUUGAAGCGCGUGGUGGGAUUGUUCGGGAUGCGAGUAUCGAGGGAUUACGGUUCUAUGUCAAUCGCUUCAGUCAAGCAGAUUGGGAUCCAGCUGUAUGGCUUCAGGAGCAAGUGUCUGAAGUCAGUCUAGCGACACCGGCACAAGAAGUUGAUAAUCAAUGA
Molecule: messenger RNA, 1935 nt
Organism: Protomyces lactucae-debilis
Lineage: Eukaryota; Fungi; Ascomycota; Taphrinomycetes; Taphrinales; Protomycetaceae
Product: EAP30/Vps36 family-domain-containing protein
Exons: 1
Coding region: 1-1935 (644 amino acids)
Biological process (GO): protein transport to vacuole involved in ubiquitin-dependent protein catabolic process via the multivesicular body sorting pathway
Cellular component (GO): late endosome membrane; ESCRT II complex
Molecular function (GO): ubiquitin binding; phosphatidylinositol-3-phosphate binding
Source: RefSeq, a predicted model, not a curated record